This is a messenger RNA of Grosmannia clavigera kw1407, 1608 nucleotides long. Its product is annotated as cytochrome p450 monooxygenase. The transcript has 7 exons. The record is from RefSeq and is a predicted model, not a curated record. Gene Ontology annotation, molecular function: oxidoreductase activity, acting on paired donors, with incorporation or reduction of molecular oxygen; heme binding; monooxygenase activity. NCBI's taxonomy places the organism in Eukaryota, Fungi, Ascomycota, Sordariomycetes, Ophiostomatales, Ophiostomataceae. The coding region runs from base 1 to 1608 and encodes 535 amino acids.
AUGUCACUAAUCCGUACAACUUGCACUUGCACCUUAUUUUUCCCUUCCACGUUUGGCAUAUAUCGCUGGCCUUCUUGUAUUCCUCCGUCCGUUCGUCUUGUGUACAUAUUUUUUGUCUAUCCUUACUACGCCUCACCACUUCGCAGGCUUCCGGGGCCCAAGGACCACCAUUUUCUCAUAGGACAUCAGCUGAACCAGUUCCGUUCCGGGUCUCCCGAGGAGCCCUACAAGAGUUGGAUGAACCAAUGGCCACACGAGCCAUUCAUACGUUAUUUUGAGGUUGGAAACGCGGAUGCUGUCCUCAUCAAUAGCCUCGAGCCAUACAGAGAGGUGUUGCAUACUAAAUGUUACUCCUUCGUACGGACGAAGCCAUUUCGUCGCUUGAUAGGAGAUAUCAUUGGUGUCGGCCUUGUCUUUGCCGAAGGCACUGAACACAUAGCACAGCGAAAAGCGCUCGGCGGUGAGAAUCCUCCUAUCCUAUGCCCUAGUUCAAAAUCUAACGGCCCCAGGGUUGCAUAUCUUCCCAUCUUCAGUGACAAGGCACAGAGACUAGCCAACGAGAUUGGAAGUCUUUGCUCUGCCAACGGAGGACUGGUUGAAAGUAUGUAUACCGAAUCCGAAGGGCAUUCAUGUUUCUAUACUCUUAAGAUCACCCUGGACGUCAUCGGCAUAUUUUGCCUAGGGAUCGACUUGGCAAAUUUGGAGGGAAAGACCGAGUUCUUGACCUGCUACCAGAAAAUGUUUGAUCUCUCGCCACUUGGAAUGACACUUGCCGCCGUGAACCUCGUUUUGCCGAUUCGCUGGCUUCCCUUCCCUGAGAACAUUGCAUUUCUCUCAGCAAGUGCACGGCUGCGGGCGAUACUGACAGACAUGGUUGAGGAACGCAUCCAAAAGUUGGCGGAAUUCCGACAGUCCAGCAACAGGACGGAUCUCCUCACGUACAUGAUUGAGGAAAAAUACAACUCAAAAAAGGAUGCGUGGUCCAAGGAAGAUCUGGUAGAGCAGGUGCUCAAUGUCAUGGCUACAGGACACGAGACCACGGCGAGCGCACUCACUUGGGCAACACUUGCACUUAGCCAGAAUCCACACGUCGUAGAAAAACUGCGCGCGGAGGCAGAGCCGCUGUAUCAGCGCGACUCGUCACUUGACUUUGCUGACAUCGAGCACUUACACUACUUGGACUACUUCCUGCGCGAGGUCGUGCGAGUCUAUUGUCCCGUUUCCGGAAUUCCACGAGAGGCCAUUGAAGAUGUCGUUAUUGCCGGCCAGCUUAUUCCCAAAGGCACCAUCGUGAUGCCCGUUCCCGCUGUUAUCCAACAUAACCCUUCCAUAUGGGGCGAAGAUGCCAGUCAGUUUGAUCCUGACCGCUGGGGCCGGAUCUCUGGUGGUGCCAGCGAAAACACGUAUGCCUGGGCAGCUUUCGGUCAUGGUCCACGCUCGUGCAUAGGCAAGGCUUUCGCAAUGCUCAACUUCAAGACGGUAAUCCUGGCAUUGGUAACCCAGUACAACAUUGAGCCUCUCAGGAAUGAUAAGGUUGAAGUGGUCAACCCAUCAGGUCAGCUACGACCUAGGGAAGGCCUAUGGAUGCGAAUUUCAAAGGCCAAUUAA